Neoarius graeffei (lesser salmon catfish) is the source of this 1362-nucleotide messenger RNA. Its product is annotated as PE-PGRS family protein PE_PGRS3-like. The record is from RefSeq and is a predicted model, not a curated record. Lineage: Eukaryota; Metazoa; Chordata; Actinopteri; Siluriformes; Ariidae. The coding region runs from base 1 to 1362 and encodes 453 amino acids. The transcript has 3 exons.
AUGGUAAUGUGGGUGGGCAAUGUUGGCGGGAACUGCGGUCUGAUUGGCUACAGUGAUAAUGUGGGCGGGAACUGUCGUCUGAUUGGUUACAGCGGUAAUGUGGGUGGAAACUGCAGUCUGAUUGGUUACAGUGGUAAUGUCGGUGGGAACUGUGGUCUGAUUGGUUACAGCGGUAAUGUGGGCGGGAACUGUCGUCUGAUUGGUUACAGCGGCAAUGUGGGUGGGAACUGUCGUCUGGUUACAGCAGUAAUUGGUAAUGUGGGCGGGAACUGUGGUCUGAUUGUUUACAGCGGUAAUGUGGGUGGGAACUGCGGUCUGAUUGGUUACAGCGGUAAUGUGGGUGGGAACUGUGUUCUGAUUGGUUACAGCGGUAAUGUGGGUGGAAACUGUGGUCUGAUUGGUUACAGCGGUAAUGUGGGUGGAAACUGCAGUCUGAUUGGUUACAGUGGUAAUGUGGGUGGGAACUGUGGUCUGAUUGUUUACAGCGGUAAUGUGGGUGGGAACUGUGUUCUGAUUGGUUACAGCGGUAAUGUGGGUGGGAACUGUGGUCUGAUUGGUUACAGCAGUAAUGUGGGUGGAAACUGCAGUCUGAUUGGUUACAGUGGUAAUGUGGGUGGGAACUGUGGUCUGAUUGUUUACAGCGGUAAUGUGGGUGGGAACUGCGGUCUGAUUGGUUACAGCGGUAAUGUGGGUGGGAACUGUGUUCUGAUUGGUUACAGCAGUAAUGUGGGUAGGAACUGUGGUCUGAUUGGUUACAGCGGUAAUGUGGGUGGAAACUGCAGUCUGACUGGUUACAGUGGUAAUGUGGGUGGGAACUGUGGUCUGAUUGGUUACAGCAGGAAUGUGGGUGGGAACUGUGGUCUGAUUGGUUACAGCAGGAAUGUGGGUGGGAACUGUGGUCUGAUGAUUGGUUACAGCAGGAAUAUUGGUUACAGCGGUAAUGUGGGUGGGAACUGUGGUCUGAUUGGUUACAGCGGUAAUGUGGGUGGGAACUGUGGUCUGAUUGGUUACAGCGGUAAUGUGGGUAGGAACUGUGGUCUGAUUGGUUACAGCGGUAAUGUGGGUGGGAACUGUGGUCUGAUUGGUUACAGCGGUAAUAUGGGCGGGAACUGUGUUCUGAUUGGUUACAGUGGUAAUGUGGGUAGGAAACGCGGUCUGAUUGGUUACAGCAGCAAUGUGGGUGGGAACUGUGGUCUGAUUGGUUACAGCAGUAAUGUGGGUGGAAAUUGCGGUCUGAUUGGUUACAGCGGCAAUGUGGGCGGGAACUGUGGUCUGAUUGGUUACAGCAGUAAUGUGGGUGGAAAUUGCGGUCUGAUUGGUUACAGCGGCAAUGUGGGCGGGAACUAUGGUCUGAUUGGUUGA